AUGACGACUCUCGUUCUAGGCGGCAGCAAGGGCAAAACCUCCAGCCGCCUCGCCUCCCUUCUCUCUGAGAACAAUAUCCCCUUCGUGCUCGCUUCGCGCUCCGUUUCAAACUCGUGCCCUUAUCCCCAGAUACACUUCGACUGGCUUGAUGAAAAGACAUACGGAGAGCCAUUUAAACAUGGUGAGAUCUCUGCCGUCUACAUCGUCGCUCCCCCAGUCACAGACAUGUUCCCGCCCAUGAAGGCGUUUAUCGACUUUGCCUUCAAAGAAAAACGUGUUAGGCGUUUCGUACUCCUCAGCGCGAGUUCCCUCGAGCGAGGAGGCCCCAUGAUGGGUCAGGCGCACGAUUAUCUGCUCAAGUUGGCGACAGAGCACGAGGGAUUGGAGUACGCGGUUUUGAGACCGACGUGGUUUAUGGGUGUGUCGAGAAAAAGUGUUUAUAUUGCGUCUGUUUCAUUAACAAACGGGAAAAUCCCUUUUGUCUCUGUGGACGAUAUUGCGGCCGUGGCGUCCCGCGCGUUGGUCGAUGAGAAGUCUCAUGACAUGGAGCAUGUUAUUCUUGGUCAGGAGUUGUUGUCUUAUGAUGAUGGUUGGGGUUACAUCCUAUGGUCGUUUCCAGUUUUUAAUUGUAACCUGCUGACAUGUCUCUUCGUCAAGGUUGCCGCCAUUCUCUCCGAUGUCUUAGGCCGGAAAAUCACCCACGUGAACCUGUCAGAAGAGCAGCUCGCUGCUGGCAUCGUUGCAAACGGUAUUCCUGAAGAUUAUGCCGCGAUACUGGCGGCCAUGGAUACGGCAAUCGCCCACGGCGCAGAGAACAGGCUGAACAACACAGUCAAAAAGGUAACGGGCAGGACGCCUCGGAAGUUUCGCGACUUUGCGAUUGAGAAGAAGCAGGCCUGGCUCUGA
This is a messenger RNA of Rasamsonia emersonii CBS 393.64, 906 nucleotides long. RefSeq lists its product as uncharacterized. The transcript is spliced from 3 exons. The record is from RefSeq and is a predicted model, not a curated record. Lineage: Eukaryota; Fungi; Ascomycota; Eurotiomycetes; Eurotiales; Trichocomaceae. The coding region runs from base 1 to 906 and encodes 301 amino acids.